AGCAAAGCACAACAGAGAAUAACAAAACAAAAAGGAAAACAACUGCAUGUGCGCCGCUAAAGUCGAAAAGUUGAUUGUUUUGCUGGAUUAUUUCACGAUUCCAACAGUUUCUCAAGAUAAACAUGCCGAUUGAUCAGAAAAGAAUCAAUGGACCGGACGGGUCGUUACCCUAUCAGCUCUUCACUGCUAGCCGAGAUAAAUCAUUUGAAGAACGGCUGGAGAAUGUGUUCGAUUCGACUGGCGCAAGAAAAUGUGGCCGCAAGGAUACUGAAAGCCGAAAAUAUUUUAUGAAAUUGGGCGUUGUAUCAACGGCUAAGGGAUCGGCCUAUCUAGAACUGGGGAAUACAAAGGUGAUAGUGUCCGUAUUCGAUCCUCGAGAAAUUCCAAAACAAAACAAGUUUCGUGAGUUGGGAGAGCUGUAUUGUGACUUUAAGCUUUCCCCCUUCGCGUGUGUUCACCGAAAGAACCCACAAACCGAUGCCGAGGAACGAUCUCUAGCGGCCGCAAUGGCCAAAGCAUUGCAACCGGUGGUCUGUCGUCAUUUAUUUCCCAAUUUCCAGAUCGAUAUUUUCGCGAAUGUCCUAGAAGAUGACGGUUCCGUUCUUUCCGCGGUUAUCACGGCGGCCGGAUUGGCUCUGUGUGAUGCCACCAUUUCAAUGUUCGACAUUGUAACCGCCACGACAGUAGCCGUUUUUAAAGAUCGGAUUUACACGGAUCCCACUUUGGCAGAGGAGAAAAUCUGUCUGGAGGGUGGCAGGACCGGUAACCAUGGAGUAAUUACGUUGGCGAAACUGCACACCCUGGACCAAACGUCAGAAAUUAGGCAAGCAGGGAACAUCACUCUAGAAGCAAUGAAAGCUGCCUGCCAGAGGUUGAAUGAGGCCAACAGCGAAGUUGCUCCGGUAGUGCAGCAACUGCUGGUUGGCAAAGUGCAGAAGCAUAUACGAGAAAUUGAUUUGGACGAAGACGACGAACAGAACAGCGACGAUGACGAUCCGGAUACCUCUGCCAUGAGUCAGCUUUCGGGUAAUGCGGGAUCUUAAUAAAAACACUUAUUUUUGA
Molecule: messenger RNA, 1062 nt
Organism: Wyeomyia smithii (pitcher-plant mosquito)
Lineage: Eukaryota; Metazoa; Arthropoda; Insecta; Diptera; Culicidae
Product: exosome complex component MTR3-like
Exons: 2
Coding region: 123-1043 (306 amino acids)
Biological process (GO): nuclear mRNA surveillance; U4 snRNA 3'-end processing; poly(A)-dependent snoRNA 3'-end processing
Cellular component (GO): cytoplasmic exosome (RNase complex); nucleolus; nuclear exosome (RNase complex)
Source: RefSeq, a predicted model, not a curated record